CCGUAGCGGGAGGUAGUGAGGAAUACACGUUACCAUCGUUAGAAGAAGUGAUCCAGUCGGUUCAUGAUUUGGAUGUACAACGCGUCCUCAGGAUGUAUAGCGCUCAACACGAAGAGGUACCCCCAGGAACGCCUCACGUGCGAGUCAUCGUGACAUCCACGUGGCGCAGCGGCUCCACCUUCCUCGGCGAGAUCCUGGCCUCCCACCCCGGCGUCUACUACCACUACGAGCCCCUCAUGCCUUACGGGCUGCAGCAACUCCACCCCGGCCCCAUGCAGGACGAGGUCCAGGGCUUGCUGCAGACAAUCCUCAAGUGCGACUACCACAACCUGGACGAGUACCUUAAGUUCGCCUACGUGAACCACGACAUGUUCAUGCGGAACACCCGCCUGUGGUCCAUGUGCAGCGCCAUGCCGAGGACCAAGUGCUACAACGCGGACACCCUGGCGCGCCUGUGCUCGCUCUUCCCCGUGCACGUGAUGAAGGUGGUGAGAGCGAGGCUGGAGCUGCUGGCGCCGCUGCUCCGGGACCCCACCGUCAAGCUGGUGUGGCUGGUGCGCGACCCGAGGGCGGUGAUGAGCUCCCGCGCCAGCAGCGUCACCUGGUGCGACACCCUCGCCUGCAAGGACCCCGGAUACCUGUGUUCGGAUCUCAUGCUGGACUACAGAACCUACCUGUUGCUGCAGGAGGAGCGGCCCGACCAGGUGCUGCUGGUGCGCUACGAGGACCUGGCGCGAGACCCCUACGGGAAGAGCCGGGAGGUCCUCGAGUUCGCCGGCCUGACUUUCCACAAGAGGGUGCGGGAGUACCUGGACGACCACCUCACCUCCGACGAGGACGAGCCCUGGAGCACGCGCCACGACCCCAAGACCCGCGUCGGCAGAUGGAUGAAGCUCAUGAAAUUCGACGACGUGGUGAGGACGCAAUACCACUGCAAGGCUAUCAUGAAGAACCUCGGGUACCGGCUCUUCGCCUCGCCCAACGACAUGGACGCCGGCAACGCUGUAGGCCAUCUCAACCUCCCUUGAUCUCGUCGCGACGGGGAAACCCAAGAACGCUCGUCUUCAGCUCGAGUGCCAGGGACGUGGAUAUACUAAUCGGCGGUACCUGUGGCACGCGUACCCUAAGCACCAACUAUCCCUCAGCACAGAUAGCCAUGGCGCUUGUACCCUCAA
Molecule: messenger RNA, 1175 nt
Organism: Penaeus indicus
Lineage: Eukaryota; Metazoa; Arthropoda; Malacostraca; Decapoda; Penaeidae
Product: carbohydrate sulfotransferase 1-like
Exons: 3
Biological process (GO): sulfur compound metabolic process; N-acetylglucosamine metabolic process
Molecular function (GO): N-acetylglucosamine 6-O-sulfotransferase activity
Source: RefSeq, a predicted model, not a curated record